UCAUUCUUUCUUUUUCCAGUGCAGCGGAGUCAAAACCCCAGUCUUUGACUCCAGGCUCCGGCUAAGGAGACUGAAAAGUCUGCAAAAUGGGAUUUGUAAAAGUGGUGAAGAAUAAGGCCUACUUCAAGAGGUACCAGGUGAAGUUCAGGAGAAGGAGAGAGGGGAAAACUGACUAUUUUGCCCGCAAGCGCCUGGUUAUCCAAGACAAGAAUAAGUACAACACACCCAAGUAUAGGAUGAUCGUCCGUUUCUCCAACCGGGACAUCAUCUGUCAGAUCGCCUAUGCCAAGAUUGAGGGUGAUAUGAUUGUGUGUGCAGCUUAUUCCCACGAGCUGCCCAAGUACGGAGUGACUGUGGGCCUCACGAACUAUGCAGCUGCUUACUGCACUGGCCUGCUGCUUGCCCGCAGGCUGUUGAACAAAUUCGGUCUGGAUAAGGUGUAUGACGGUCAGGUUGAGGUCACUGGAGAUGAGUUUAAUGUGGAGAGCAUUGAUGGACAGCCCAGUGCCUUCACCUGCUACCUGGAUGCUGGCCUGGCCAGAACAACCACUGGCAACAAAGUUUUUGGUGCUCUCAAGGGGGCUGUCGACGGGGGUCUGUCCAUCCCUCACAGCACAAAGCGCUUCCCUGGCUACGACUCUGAGAGUAAAGAGUUUAACGCUGAGGUCCACCGGAAGCACAUUUUCGGUCUGAACGUGUCUGAGUACAUGAGCUACCUGAUGGAGGAGGAUGAGGAGGCCUACAAGAAACAGUUCUCCCGCUUCAUCAAGAACGGAGUCACACCCGAAUCGAUGGAGGAAAUGUACAAGAAGGCACAUGCAGCCAUCCGUGAGAACCCAGUACAUGAAAAGAAGCCCAAGAGGGAGGUGAAGAAAAAGAGAUGGAACCGCGCCAAGCUCACUCUGGGCCAGAGGAAAGACCGCGUGGCCCAGAAGAAAGCCAGCUUCCUUCGGGCUCAGGAACAGGAGGCAGAGUAAACCUGUGCCCAACAUUGUUCAAAAUGAUUGCAGAAAAUUACUUUGUUCUAAUAAAUCUAUUGGAAAAGACA
Messenger RNA from Chanos chanos (milkfish), 1048 nucleotides. RefSeq names its product ribosomal protein L5b (gene rpl5b). The record is from RefSeq and is a predicted model, not a curated record. NCBI's taxonomy places the organism in Eukaryota, Metazoa, Chordata, Actinopteri, Gonorynchiformes, Chanidae. Gene Ontology annotation, cellular component: cytosolic large ribosomal subunit; ribosome. The coding region runs from base 87 to 977 and encodes 296 amino acids. The transcript has 8 exons. Gene Ontology annotation, molecular function: 5S rRNA binding; structural constituent of ribosome. Gene Ontology annotation, biological process: translation; ribosomal large subunit assembly.